Aspergillus steynii IBT 23096 is the source of this 1314-nucleotide messenger RNA. RefSeq names its product acyl-CoA dehydrogenase family protein. Bases 1 to 1314 code for a protein of 437 amino acids. The record is from RefSeq and is a predicted model, not a curated record. Gene Ontology annotation, molecular function: flavin adenine dinucleotide binding; oxidoreductase activity, acting on the CH-CH group of donors. NCBI's taxonomy places the organism in Eukaryota, Fungi, Ascomycota, Eurotiomycetes, Eurotiales, Aspergillaceae. The transcript has 4 exons.
AUGCCUCAUGAACACAAAUACCCAACAGCCCCCUACAGCGAGCCCCUCCUCCCUCAACUUGACGUCGCAAACCCCUACUAUACCGACCUCCACCACAACCUCCGCACCUAUGUCCGCAACUACGUCGACACGCAUAUCGCACCAUACGCCCACGAAUGGGAAGACGCCGGCCAAGUGCCAGAGGACGUGCGACGGCGCCACUGCGCGCUAGGAUUCGGCAUCGUGCACCCGCUGACGACGCUGGAAGACGCAGCCGGACUGUCUCUGCCCGGGAACGUGCCCCGCGAGAAAUGGGAUACUUGGUGCAGUCUCAUCGUGGCGGAUGAGCUGACUCGGGUUGGGUAUGUGGGUGUUUCGUGGGGGUUGGGGGCAGGUAACGGCAUUGGGUGUCCGCCGAUUGCGAAGUUCGGGACACCGGAGCAACGGCGGAGAUGGCUUCCGAGGGUUGCGAAGGGGGAGAUUCGGUUUUGUUUGGGGAUUACGGAGCCGGAUGCUGGAUCGGAUGUCGCGAAUAUUCAAACGACGGCGAAAAGACAGGGGGAUCAUUAUAUCGUGAAUGGAGCGAAGAAGUGGAUCACGAAUGGUAUAUGGGCCGACUACUGUACAGCUGCAGCCAGGACUGGAGGGCCGGGGAGAACAGGCAUAAGUCUGCUUGUGAUUCCGUUGGCAGCCCGUGGAGUGACGAGGCGGCGAAUGCACAACUCGGGUGUAAACGCAAGUGGAUCGACAUUCAUCGAGUUAGACGAUGUCCAGGUGCCCGUUGACCACCUGAUCGGAGAGGAAAACAAGGGCUUUCCUCUCAUCAUGUCAAACUUCAACCCCGAGCGUCUAUCUCUUGCGUGUGCCUCUUUACGCCUUGCGCGGGUUUGCGCCGAGGACGCCUUCCACUAUGCCAUGCAGCGCGAGACUUUCGGGUCUCCCUUGAUCAAGCGACAAGCAAUCCAAGCCAAGAUAUUCAAAUUCGGCUUGAUGAUUGAGCCCGCGUACGCAUUCAUGGAACAGCUUGUUCACAUCAUUGAAUUGACCAGGGAUCAAGCCAGAGACGAUGUCAGAAUCGGAGGUAUGACGGCUUUGCUUAAAGUAAUGUCUACAAGAGCCCUGGAGAAGAGCGUCCGAGAAGCGCAGCAGAUAUUGGGAGGGGCUGGAUAUAAUAAAGCUGGGAAGGGUGCACGGAUUGAGCAGAUUAACCGUGAUGCGCGAGUCCAUGUUGUUGGCGGCGGCAGCGAGGAGAUCAUGAUGGGUCUUGCGCUUCAAGAAGAGACCAAGGCUCUUCAAACAAGGCGGAUGGCGUUGGAGAGGAAGUCCAAGCUUUAG